CACUCCCUCCCUCCCUUCUUCGUCACCGCCUAGAGCACAGCACGGUCCGUGUGUAAGAGCGGAGUUUCAAACCAGCAUGCCGAAUGUGGAGGUGUGCCCGCUUUCCGAUAGUGUACGCUAAGGAAGGACCCUCCCUGGCCUUGGCCUUGCCCUGCCCUGCCUACUUUGGCCUCGUGGGUUCGUAAGGCGGUGACAGUGAACACUAAGGUAUCCCUUCUGCCAACCGAACCUUUCCUCCCCCUCAAGAUUCACCUUGACCUUGACCUUCACCAUGCCAGCCCACCCGCACCUAGGCUACUGCAACCCCGUCAUCCCCGAGCUCGCCGAUCCAGGCGUGUACUAUGAUCCUCAUUCCAAAAAGUACUAUGCCUUUGGUACCAAUGGCUGUGGUAAAAAUAUACAGGCAGCCUACAGUGAUGACUUCUGUAGCUGGACAAAGUGGGAUCAGGAAGUCUUGCCGGGACCGUUCCCUCCUUGGACUGGGACGGAGGGCUUCUUCUGGGCUCCCGAAGUCAUCUCAGCUCCCGAAGGUCGUCCAGGUCACCUAAUGUACGUCUCUACUCAAGAUCUCGGUUCAGGUAAACAAUCCAUCGGCGUAGCCUACACCCAAGGUGGUCCUCUUGGUCCUUACAAGUUCAUCUCUCACGGUCCCCUCGUCUCCCGUGGUGAGACCGGUGGGUGUAUUGACCCUCAACCCUUUGUAGAUCACGAUGGUCAACGAUGGUUGGUCUACAAGAAUGACUAUGAUCGAAUGUACACCAAGGGACCCCAAAUCUGGUUACAGAAGCUCAGUAGUGAUGGACUAGGAUUUAGUGGAGACCGAGUACCACUUCAGGCUCCCCAUGCGGGAUAUCAGGGUGAUUUACUAGAGGCUCCCUACCUCACUCAUCACCCAGAAUCGGGAACCUACUGUCUCUUCUUCUCUAGUGGAACAUUCACUACUGAUGGGUAUGCCACUUCCUAUUCCAUCUCCCGCAAUGGACUUCAAGGACCUUAUGAGCCCUCUGGCAAACCACUCCUGUACACGGAUCAUCAUCGUGGAAUACGUGGGCCUGGUGGAGCAUGUGUAGUGCAAGGUGUAGAGGGGCACUGGUUUAUAGUCUUCCAUUCAUUGGAGAGGGAGGAUGGACCAAGAGCGACGUGUGUGCAACGUAUCACUUGGGCACAGGAUGGAACGCCGGUGCUUUCUGGAAGACCUAAUGAGGGACAUCGCCUCAGGCUUGGAGCAGAGGAUGAGGAUGAUGAGGCGUCUGGACUCAAGGCAAAGGCGGGCCCUGAGCCGAGCUAUACGGCUAAAGGGGGUGGUGGUGGUGGUGGAGGAGGAGGUGCGGGAGGUGACAAGGUUAAGAGUGGACUGCAGAAGGUCUUUAACAAGUUCAAGUGAUUCCAAAGGGACUGGAGAACGUCUUGUGUCCUUGUCCGUUGUCGUCGUUACCCGUUGAUACUGCUAAUGCUAUACAUGUGUCGUCU
Molecule: messenger RNA, 1470 nt
Organism: Microstroma glucosiphilum
Lineage: Eukaryota; Fungi; Basidiomycota; Exobasidiomycetes; Microstromatales; Microstromataceae
Product: Arabinanase/levansucrase/invertase
Exons: 2
Coding region: 272-1384 (370 amino acids)
Biological process (GO): carbohydrate metabolic process
Molecular function (GO): hydrolase activity, hydrolyzing O-glycosyl compounds
Source: RefSeq, a predicted model, not a curated record